AUGAAAGAUAUAAUGAAGGAAGUAGAAGGUGAAGUGAAGUUUUCAAUGGCGGAUUCGACGAUGAUGUUGCUUGUUCAACAAGCGAUGGACAAAGCGCACGAGAAGAUCAAAACCAAACACGGUCUUCUCCUCCGUCUAAACGCCAUUUCCAUUUUCUACGAGCUCGCUGUGCUACAGCUCGAGAGCUGUCUUAAUUUCGUCCGACAAGAGACCGAUAAGCUCGAGAGCAACCACGAGGAAGUGGUUCACGAUCUGAGAGAGAUCAAAGACAGGCUUCACCACCGUCUCUUGGAGACCGAACUGGCGAUUCUCGAGAAAGACAGGGAGUUGCUAGAGAGGUCUGAGAACGAAAAGAGCCUGAGAAACGUUUUGGAGAGUAAAGAAACAGAGUUGGUUCAUUUGCAAGAUCUUGAGAGAAACAGAAGUCAUAGUAAGAUUGGGGAUUUUAUCAAAGAAGAUGAGUUUUCUGAGCUGAAGAGCUCUGUUGAUCAACAAGUGAUGAAUCUCAGACAAAAGCUUGAGACAGAGUAUGAUGAAUUGGGAACAGAGGAUCCUUCAGGGGUCGAUAUCGAUGUCUUGAAAGGGACAAUGGAUCUCGCUUUCAACAAGAUGCAUCAUGCGAUAUUCUUGUCAGAAUUAGGUCCGAUUGAACAGAGUUGGAGAUGGUCGAUAGAGAGAGAUUCAAUGGCGUUACUGAUAAAAGGCUUCAUGAAUGGUUUAGAGGAGAAGAAGGAGAAGGUUAUGAUGGUUGUGAGAGAUUAUGAAUCAGGCUUUAAAGAUCAGGUCUGUUCCAUUCGUCGAGAGGUAGAGUCCUUAGAAUCUCAGAUUGAUCAGAUCAUCAUCAGUAAGUCAUCUCCUAGAUCAUGUGUAGAAACAGUAGCAACAACAUCUUCAUCUUCAUUAGAUUGUGAAAUCGCUCAUGAUGAUAAAGAAGGAGAAGGAGAGAAUGAAGAAGAAGAAGAUUCAAGCAAUUAUCCUGUUUCGAAGUUGAUAAAGAGUCAUGAAUCAAUCAUUAGGAGGAAAAGCGAAGAGCUUGCUCCUCCCAAAAUGGAGUCUGUUAAACGACAGAAGAGCUGCAACAAUACCUCUAGCUCCAAGCGAGCUAUUGAUGAUAUCGUUACAAGUCUUGAUAGUUUGAUGAGUCUUAACACUAAGCUAUUCCAACAUGUGUUUGGCAAUGAUGAUGAUAAAUAUGAUCAUGACCAAGAAGGGGUGGUAGUGGAUGAAAGUUUGGAUGAUGUUUGGAUGAAAAUGCAAAACAAUAGAACAGUAUAUUCAGACAAUGUGGUAGAGGAGAAAGAAGAUGCGGAGAUGCGUUUAAUGAUCUUGGAAGAUACUUACUUGACUCUUCUCAAAGGUAUAUUAACAGAUAAAAUCACAAACAUAAAAGAGGAAGAAGAAGAGACCGAGACUGAUGUAAAGAUGGAAUCCGGGUUUGAAUGUAUGAAUUGUUUAGAGAAAUUGAAAUGGGAGAAAGAUUUUGAGAUUCUGCAUGAAGAUGAAGAAUUCAGACAGGAAUUGGAUUGGAUUAUUGUAAGAGAGUUGCUAAGAGAAGUUUCAGAGACUGUGGAGACUCAUGAAAGGAAUGAAGCAAACAGUAAAAGGAUGAUUGGGGAAGAAGGAAACAGAGCUUGCUUGCAAAUUUCUCUACUCUUUGAUGAUUUUGAUUACAAGAUUCAAGAUAAGUUGAAGAUGUUAACUUCCAGGUUACAAGACUUGGAGAUAAAAAUUCAUUCAACGACGGAUUGCAUCGUGGAGUUAAGACGAAAAGAAUCAGUUUACAGAACAGCUUUCGUUCUUACGGCUGAGAAUCUCAGAAAGGCAGAAACUGAGGUUGAUCUUCUUGGGGAUCAAGUCGAUUCGCUAGCGAAGCUUCUCCAGAAAACACUUUGGACAUUUCAUCAACAUCCAUUGCUUCUCUGCAAUCACUCAGAUAUAGCAGAGAUUUCGAAGAUGAUCAAAAAAGAGUUAUCAUCCGAGGAUUGAAAAGCAGACUUAUUUUCUUGCGUGAAAUCCUUUUACAAAUUUUCAGAAUUGAUCAAACAUAAUUUAUAUUGAAA
Molecule: messenger RNA, 2060 nt
Organism: Thlaspi arvense
Lineage: Eukaryota; Viridiplantae; Streptophyta; Magnoliopsida; Brassicales; Brassicaceae
Source: the annotation of a GenBank genome assembly